UAAUGAAAUUGGCAGCACUUGAGUAGAACUGUCAAAAAAUUUCCUGCCAUAUCGGAAAUUUCCCUUUCAGUUUCUUUUCUAGCAUUUCUCUACACGUUUCUGGAGAUAGACGAACAAAAUGCAGAUUUUUGUCAAAACACUGACUGGUAAGACCAUCACUUUGGAGGUCGAGCCAUCUGACACCAUCGAAAAUGUCAAAGCCAAAAUCCAAGACAAAGAAGGUAUCCCACCAGAUCAACAACGUUUGAUCUUCGCCGGCAAACAAUUGGAAGAUGGUCGCACUUUGUCCGAUUACAAUAUCCAAAAGGAGUCAACCCUUCACUUGGUGUUGCGUCUGCGUGGUGGUAUCAUUGAACCCUCAUUGCGUAUCUUGGCACAAAAAUACAAUUGCGAUAAAAUGAUCUGCCGUAAAUGCUACGCCCGUUUGCAUCCACGUGCAACCAAUUGCCGCAAGAAGAAGUGUGGACACACCAAUAACUUGCGCCCCAAGAAGAAGUUGAAGUAGACCACUGGUAUAUGGAGAAUUUCAACAAAAGUGGGAAGAGUGUUUGCGGGGAAUGUGUACAAGCGGCAUUCUUUUAUUUCAUUUUUUCAAUAUGUACACAAGCAACAUUUUGGAUUGAAGUGGAAAUUUUAUUUUAAAAUUUUGCAAAGUAUAUGAUUAAAGAAAAAUAUCAUCUUA
Ceratitis capitata (Mediterranean fruit fly) is the source of this 682-nucleotide messenger RNA. It is a transcript of the gene RpL40, whose product is annotated as ubiquitin-60S ribosomal protein L40. Lineage: Eukaryota; Metazoa; Arthropoda; Insecta; Diptera; Tephritidae. The record is from RefSeq and is a predicted model, not a curated record. The transcript has 2 exons. Gene Ontology annotation, biological process: modification-dependent protein catabolic process; protein ubiquitination; translation. Gene Ontology annotation, molecular function: ubiquitin protein ligase binding; structural constituent of ribosome; protein tag activity. Bases 119 to 505 code for a protein of 128 amino acids. Gene Ontology annotation, cellular component: nucleus; ribosome; cytoplasm.